Lactuca saligna is the source of this 444-nucleotide messenger RNA. Lineage: Eukaryota; Viridiplantae; Streptophyta; Magnoliopsida; Asterales; Asteraceae. The record is from the annotation of a GenBank genome assembly.
AUGGGUGAAAUAUGGGUUCGAGGAGCUAGCAUGAUGCAAGGUUAUCUUAAUAAUGCACAUGCUACAGAGUAUAUGGUAGAUAAACAGGGUUUUGUGCACACUGGGAUCUUGGGUAUUUUGAUGAUCAAGGUUGCACCGGUAGAGCUUGAAGUGCUUUUACUUUCACACUCUGAAAUAUUGAAUGUUGUAGUAAUUCCUAAUCAGUAUAAGUAUUAUGGUAGGUUUCCCAAUAUGGAAGCUGGCGAAGUCCCAAUUGCAUUUGUCGUUCGGUCUCCAAACAGUUUGUUGACCGAAGAUGAUGUUAAGAAAUUUAUUGCUGAACAGGUUGCACCUUAUAAAAAGAUAGAAGCGAGCGACAUUUGUAAACAAUGUGCAAAAUCGGCUGCGGGGAAACUUCUACGGCGGGAACUUAUUGAAAAGGUUCGAUCCGAAACAUAAGAUUUU